Electrophorus electricus (electric eel) is the source of this 2574-nucleotide messenger RNA. Its product is annotated as pterin-4-alpha-carbinolamine dehydratase 2. Lineage: Eukaryota; Metazoa; Chordata; Actinopteri; Gymnotiformes; Gymnotidae. Gene Ontology annotation, biological process: tetrahydrobiopterin biosynthetic process. Gene Ontology annotation, molecular function: 4-alpha-hydroxytetrahydrobiopterin dehydratase activity. The record is from RefSeq and is a predicted model, not a curated record.
ACAACAAAAGGCAGCCAAGUUUCGUGGCGUGGCUGCACAACAACGCGGUUGAGAAAGUAUCAGUGUGUAGUAUACUUUGUCCCCUGAGGGGAUUAUGCAUUGGUUAAUGUUUAGGUCAUGUAGUGAAUUGUGCAGUAUUUUUUCCAAGCAGGGAAAUAUUUUUCCUUCUACACGCACAGCCAAAAUGGCUACAGACUCACUCUGGCUGACUGCAGGAGAGAGAGAGCCACUGCUGAUGGAGUUGAAGGCCACAGGCUGGGUGGAGGUGGAGGGUCGAGAUGCUCUAUAUAAGGAACUGCACUUCAAAACAUUCAACCAGGCUUUUGGCUUCAUGUCUAGAGUGGCUCUGCAAGCAGAGAAGAUGAACCAUCAUCCAGAGUGGUUCAAUGUUUAUAACAAGGUUCAGAUCACCCUAACAACACAUGACUGCGGAGGACUGUCAAAGAAAGACAUCCGGCUGGCCAAAUUUAUUGAUAAAGUUGCACUGACUAUGUAGGACAGUCAAAGGAUAAUUUCACAUUUGUUGGUCUCCCCAUCUACUCGGUCAUCACAGAGAUUGGUUGUAUUGGCCUGCUGAGAGACUUUCUGAAAGAGCUUUCCUACUACACUUAGCUCCUCAUGCCCUGGAACUUAGGAGGCAGGCAAAAUUGUCAACAAGAUUGCUGCAAAAUUAUUCUUGAAUGUCUGCUUUAUUAUUAUAAUUUUUUUACUCAUAAAUACAAGAAAGGUAAAUUCCAGUUACAAACAGUAGGUUUUGAGUUGUGAUAUUGAUAUAAAAAUUGAGUUAGCCAUUUCAUACACUAUGUUGGAUAUCAGUGAGAAAUUAUCCUUAGAACUUUCCAUAAAAUUAGUCCAUUGUACGUCUCACGCUAAAAAAUUAAUGGAUCCUAAAUCCCUACCAAACAUCUGAAAUACCCAAAUUAAAAUGAUUAACUGUAAAUAUCUGUACUGAUGUCAUUGUCCCCUAAACCAACUGGUGAUUAAUAUUGAGAUGCCAGAGCUCCAAAUUAUGGUAAUUUUGUUGAUUAACCUACUAUGUGCGAUCAAAUGAUUUUGUAAAAGAUUUUGUAAAUGACAGUCGCGUUUGUACAUGAUUUUAAACCCCAUGUGCAUCUUAUCUCGCAGUAAUAUAAUGGUUAACAAAAGUGAUCGAUUUAGCUAAAGGGUUUCUGAUUGUAAUCCCUCUGAUUCUCAGUUAUGACCGUUUAGAGCGUAUCAAUGGCUGACUAAGUUGAUUAUGAGGAACGGAAAACGAAUAGCAGCAGUAAUAUUAGGCGUGUUUAAAUUAGGUAAUUUUUUUCUUAAAUGUACAUAUGGGAUUCUACAUUUCUAGUGUGCAUUUUGUUAAAUUAACUGAAAGACCUAGGGCAACGUUAGCUAGUACGUUAAUAUUUAGUUACUAUAGUUACUCUACAAUAUAAAAAGAUCUUUAGACAACUAACUAAAACGAAGUUACAAGUCCACAAUUAAACUGCGUUGGAAAGAGAUUGCUAAUAAUAUUUCAGAAAUACCUUUCAGUUAAUUGGUUGCGUUUGUUUUUUUUUUUAAAGAUAAAGAUAAUAGCUGACGCUAGCUAGCUAAGCGAGUGACUGAGCAGCCUGGUUUCCAUGGAAACCUGUGGAGGUUCUCCACAGGUUUCCACAGUCACCGUAUCCGAUCUCCGAAGUUACACUUGUGCUUUCAUAACAUGGGAUUAAUAUAUAUUUUUUAAAAUUCACCAGUGUACAUUUUUUUUGCUUAUAGUUGAUAAUACCUAGUUGAUAAUAUCGUUGCUGAUUUUAUCAAAUAAAUUUUUUUUUUACUUGGUUCCCUUUGAUAAAAUGUUCAUGUUUCAUAAAAAAAAUAACAAAUGUUGUAAUUUCCUUUACCAUUUCACCUUAGUUUUGACUAAAACAGCUCUUAUUUGCCGUUUCACACAGCUAGGCUAUUCAGUAGCCUAAUACUACAGUUGGAUACAGCACAAAAUAUGUAGGCUGAUUGUAUAUAAAUAUAAAAAUCGAAUCUCGUUUUCUAGACCUCGGUUAAUGGCCCUGGGUAAAAGGAGGGAUUAUUUGCUGCAAUCCUUUGAUAAUUAAUUUGUACCUGUAUAUGUUUCCGAUAGCCUAAUCCAUGUAAUCUGUAGAUACAUUUGCUAUAGCCUAUGUAAGGUCUAAUACAAUGCAAUUUGGUUUUGAAAAGCUUUUGAUGUAGACCUCUGUUUAAUAGGCCUAUUUGCACAAGUAGCCCAGGCCAAGCUAUUUUGUGGUGCGCUACUGAAUUAAGCAGUAUUAGUUUUGUAUUUGAUUAAUUUAAAGAGUAAAAUAAAUUAUUGACGACUUCUGCCGGGAGCUGGGGUGUGUCUUCCCAGCAGUCAUAUAUGUAGAGCAGCUGGUUGAGACGGCUCAGGCCGUAGCCUAUGUAUAUUCUAACUGGGAUGGACAGGCGCAUUAAAGGAUUAAACGCAUACUGUCUACAACACGUGCGCAAUAUUAUUAAAUGGUAAACGAAAGUUUCAGACGUUUUGCUGUUUUAAAAUAAUUGAUGUGAAACAUUACUAUCCAUUGAACACCUUAAUAAAAUAGGAUGUUUUCCCUG